Molecule: messenger RNA, 534 nt
Organism: Caenorhabditis angaria
Lineage: Eukaryota; Metazoa; Nematoda; Chromadorea; Rhabditida; Rhabditidae
Source: the annotation of a GenBank genome assembly
AUGCGAUUCAUUUUUCUUCUAUUUCUAUUUUCUAUUGUUUUUUGUUGUGUUUUGGCUGAUGAUUCUGAUGAAAAAGAUAAGAAAAAGGAUAAACAUGAUGAGGAAGAUGAAGGAGAGCCAGAAGCAUUGAAGCUGGAUGAGAAAAGCGUGGAUGAAGAAGAAGAAGAUUAUUAUUUCGUUGAUCCCGAUGCGAUGAUUGAAAAAGUCACAUCUGCGCCGACUCAGAAAACAGAAAUGCCCCCAAAUUCCCUGAACACCGCUCAACCAUCGGCUCCGACAACAACAGAAGAACCACCGUUGGGAUUAUUCGGACCGGGUGGAUUGUUCAGCAGAGGUUCGGAGGAGAAAUCGGAAACCCCCACCACCACGACAUCAGAACCAUUAGUUAUUGGUGGUCAAGGAAUGCCGUGUGGAAAUACGAUGAUUAGCAACCCGGUUGUCGAAUUUUGGGAUCGAGUUUUGAUGUUUUUGUCAUUCCCGAUUGUUUUUUGCUUUAUUGCGGCGACCACUGAAAUGUUUGGAACUAAGUCAUGA